UACGCUUAGGCCACGCCCCUUUCUGGAGUUCCGCCCCUCAUUUUGCUGUCCUGGUCCAGAUUCCGAGGCUUGAGACUCAGAACCUGGAAGGGGACCCGUGGCACCAUUCAUAGAAUGCAAGAGCAGCUUCUUUCGGGGCGAGGGUCAUAUCCUCGGGAACCCGAGCCAUUCCGUCCAGCUGCUAGCCUCAAACAGGUCUUGGACUCGUGGUUCCUCUCUAGGAACCUCGGAGGAUCUGGCCACCCUGCCCUUCUCAGGUGCAGAAAGCCAAAUUUCCCGCAGUGAGCUAGGAAGAUUGCUGGCUUUUCCCACUCGUCUGGGCAAUCUGAGUGCAGGACCUUUGCCAGACGUGAGGGCUAGACUGGUGGUCAAAGCCUCUCCUGACCUCUCGACCCUCGACGAGAACCGAGACUCGAACUGCACAUCCCCUCCGGGGGGAGGAGGGGCGGCGCAGUCACGCGCACAUCUCACUUGCGUUCACACACGCGUAAGGCUCACGCACUCCGCCCCGCACACCUGCGCUCCGCCCCUUGGUCCUGGGCCCGCAACGCGAGUAGGCAUUUGGGAACCCAGGACGGUUUCGGAGGCGCCCUCCCCCAACCCCUCUAUUUUCCCGGCCGGAGUAAUCCGGAGCCUGUCGCGGUUCCCUACCGGCCCACAUCCUUCCCUCCCCCCGUCUGCCGCGGAACCGGUAUCCGCAGCCACCAGCCCGGAGCCGGUGAGGCGGCAAAGGGGGGAGGGGGAGGAAGCAAGGGAUGAGCUCCGGGAGGGCGUCGGGGGCCCUGAGCCGGACGAGGACGCCCCUGGAGCCGGGACCCGAACCGGAGCCGGAGCCGGAGACAGAACCAAACCACCGGUACCGGCUGCAGCCCACUAAACCCAGGAGGCGCCCUGGCCCGCGCUCGCCCCCCAGGGCCUCAUGUCGGAACCACAGCCUGACCUGGAGCCGCCCCAACAUGGGCUGUACAUGCUCUUCCUGCUUGUGCUGGUCUUCUUCCUCAUGGGCCUUGUAGGCUUCAUGAUCUGCCACGUGCUCAAGAAGAAAGGCUACCGCUGCCGCACGUCUAGGGGCUCAGAGCCUGAUGAUGCCCAGCUCCAGCCCCCUGAAGACGAUGACGUGAAUGAGGACACAGUAGAGCGGAUUGUUCGCUGCAUCAUCCAAAAUGAAGCCAAUGCUGAGGCCUUGAAGGAGAUGCUAGGGGACAGUGAAGGAGAAGGGACGGUGCAGCUCUCCAGUGUGGAUGCCACCUCCAGCCUGCAGGACGGAGCCCCCUCCCAUCAUCACACAGUGCACCUUGGCUCUGCAGCUCCUUGCAUCCACUGCAGCCGCAGCAAGAGGCCCCCACUUGUCCGUCAGGGUCGCUCUAAGGAAGGAAAAAGCCGUCCCAGACCUGGAGAGACCACUGUUUUUUCAGUGGGCAGAUUCCGAGUAACACACAUUGAGAAGCGCUACGGCCUACAUGAACAUCGUGAUGGUUCCCCUACGGACAGAAGCUGGGGCUCUGGUGGAGGGCAGGAGCCAGGGGGUAGUCAGGCGGCUGGAGGAGGGCAGCCUAGGACAGGGACAGCUGCCAUUGAGAGGCUGCUCCCUGAGCCGCCACCCUCCCAGGCCGCAGCCACCCACUCAGUGCAGAACGGAAGACUCCAGGAUGCCAGCCUCGUCCCUUGUACACUUGAGGGGACCCCUGGAACCUCUGCAGAACUGAACUUGGGCCCUAGAGGGAGAGACCCAAGCCCAGGGCUGUCUAGUCAAGAAGCAAAUGGACAGCCAACCAAACUGGACACCUCAGGUCAGCAGGAGUCUCUACCACCAGAAGCAGGGGGUAUGUGAGCCAAGUCUCCCUGAGCUCCAGAUCAGCCUCAGUCUUCACUGUGCUGAUGGGUUACCAGCAGGCAUUGCCAGGGGACGGAUAGCCAGGAAGGCUCUCCCCUCCACUGGACAGCUCUGCCCCUCAGUUGAGGGACCAACUCUACUUCCAUCUGGAGAUACAUGGUCCCCGGCUGAGAGCCCUCAGGAGGAGCCCCUCCCAAUUCCCAGCCCCUCAUUCUGUUCCCUUUCCCCACCUGCCAACAGGUUGCCUGGCCUGCCUUCCCCAAAACCUCGCUCCACAUGCUAGAGCGUGGCUGCUGGGACCAGGCCCUACCCUCGGUGGGCCCCUAAAGCAAUAGCACCUUAGGCCCCCUGCCAUCUUGGCACAAGAGGCCCAGGCCCUGGCUUGGACUUCAUACCCUUUAUUCACUGUCAAUAAAUCCGCUCAGACCAUUACAGUUGCUCUGCA
Mus musculus (house mouse) is the source of this 2279-nucleotide messenger RNA. It is a transcript of the gene Rell2, whose product is annotated as RELT-like 2. Gene Ontology annotation, biological process: positive regulation of p38MAPK cascade. The transcript has 8 exons. Gene Ontology annotation, cellular component: plasma membrane. Lineage: Eukaryota; Metazoa; Chordata; Mammalia; Rodentia; Muridae. The record is from RefSeq and is a predicted model, not a curated record. The coding region runs from base 920 to 1831 and encodes 303 amino acids.